CCAACCAUUUCAAACCACCAUCUCCUCCUUCAUUUAUCAUCUUUGAAUAUUUGAAGCAGUCUUAGAAAUGGCGACUCAAUCCCAAGUAUCAUCUGCCUUGGAGAUCAUCAAAAACCAUUUACUUGGUGAUCUUCUCUCACCUGUUCGUGUCUCAUGUUCUUCUUCUACUUCUACUUCUGCUUCUACUUCCACCACCUUUCUAAUUGAUAAUGUCAACACCGAGCUUUGGAGCUCUUAUUCUGAGCCUGACUCCUCCCGGGCGUCCACUUCUGACUCUGCCUUCUCAAUCGCUGAUUACUUUCGCAUUAACAAUAUUGAUGAUGGUUUUUUCGAAUUCGAAGCUAAACCUCAAAUCAAUGAUAUAGCUACUACAAAAUCCAGUGAUUCAACCACCCAUUUUGAAUUUCAUUCACAACCGCAACUUUUCUCUCAAUCAAGUAAUGAGUUCUUCGACUUUGAAUCAAAACCGCAAAUUGUUUCACAGUCCAAUGACGAUUUCUUCAACUUGGAAUCAGAGCCUCGUGUACCUUCUGUAAGUUCAAGCUCUCAAAUAAACAGAAAGCCGUCUCUAAAAAUUUCACUCCCUAAAAAACCCGAAUGGAUCCAAUUUGCUAACCCGAAGCCUCAACCGGAGCAACGAAACUUAGGUGUUGAAGAGAAGAGGCAUUAUAGAGGAGUCCGACAGAGGCCGUGGGGCAAAUAUGCAGCGGAGAUCCGAGACCCGAACCGGAAGGGUUCACGUGUAUGGCUGGGGACCUUCGACACGGCUAUCGAAGCCGCCAAAGCCUAUGAUCGAGCAGCGUUCAAGCUGCGCGGCUCCAAAGCCAUACUCAACUUUCCAUUGGAAGCUGGGAAGUUGAACACAUGCGUCGAUGACGGAAACGAAGGGAAACGAAUGAGAGAGAGCGAGAUUGUAGAAGGAGAAAGGAAGAAGGUGGUGAAGAGAGAGGAAGCGGAGAAGGAUGUUUCCUUGACGAUGUCGAGCUGGACGGCGGUUUGUGAUUAUGGUGAUUUGAAGGAAAUAAUGCCCUUAUCUCCGUUAUCUCCCCAUCCGUCAUUAGGAUAUCCUCAGCUUACCGUUAUAUGAUAGCAGCUUUAUUAUUAUUAGAUAUUUUUUUUUCUUUAGUAUGGAGAAAUGAUAUAACAA
Molecule: messenger RNA, 1147 nt
Organism: Manihot esculenta (cassava)
Lineage: Eukaryota; Viridiplantae; Streptophyta; Magnoliopsida; Malpighiales; Euphorbiaceae
Product: ethylene-responsive transcription factor 6
Exons: 1
Coding region: 68-1087 (339 amino acids)
Biological process (GO): regulation of DNA-templated transcription; ethylene-activated signaling pathway
Molecular function (GO): DNA binding; DNA-binding transcription factor activity
Source: RefSeq, a predicted model, not a curated record